GACAGGCAGCAGCUCCCACAGACAUGUUGGUUCAAGGCAACAGAGUAAAAAGAAAAGACUGAAACCCUCUGCUUGAAACUAAACCAAAACCACAGCAGGGCAGUUCAGAUCAGGCAGAACCUGAAACCUUUGGCACAGAACACAGCCGAUAUUAGGCCAUACAAGAACAGCUCGCACAGUAAACAACAGCAGACGACAGUGAGGGACAGACCUAGGUGGGAAUUGAGGAUCUCUGACGAGACAAAGGAGAGCAAUCAUGCCAGGCUCAGGAGGAACAGACCCAAAAGGAGAAGAUUUCUCCACGGCCAUCCUGAAGCAGAAACACAGACCGAACAGACUCAUUGUGGACGAAGCUCUCAAUGAAGACUGCAGCAUCGUCAGCCUGUCACAGAAUAAGACCGAGGAGCUGCAGCUCUUCCGGGGCGACACGGUGGUGUUGAAAGGGAAGAAGCGUCGCCAAGCGGUGUGCAUCGUCCUGACUGAUGACACCUGUGGGCAUGAACGAAUCCGCAUGAAUCGUGUGACGCGCAACAACCUGCGUGUCCGACUCGGUGAUGUCAUCAGUAUUCAUGCCUGCCCUGAUAUCAAGUAUGGGAAAAGGAUCCAUGUCCUCCCUAUAGAUGACACCGUUCAGGGCCUGACGGGAAGCCUCUUUGACGUUUUCCUCAAGCCGUAUUUUCUGGAGUCUUACCGGCCCAUACAUGAAGGUGACAUCUUCUUGGUGAGGGGGAGCAUGCGGGCGGUGGAGUUCAAGGUGGUGGAGACCGACCCCAGCCCUCACUGCAUUGUUGCACCAGACACUGUCAUCUACUGCGAGGGAGAGCCAAUCAAAAGAGAGGACGAGGAGGAGAGCCUUAAUGACAUCGGAUACGACGACAUCGGAGGCUGUCGGAAGCAGCUGGCCCAGAUCAAAGAGAUGGUGGAGCUUCCUCUCAGACACCCCGGGCUUUUCAAGGCUAUAGGAGUUAAGCCCCCCAGAGGUAUUCUGCUCUACGGCCCUGCAGGCACAGGGAAGACCCUGGUGGCCCGGGCUGUAGCCAACGAAACUGGCGCCUUCUUCUUCCUCAUCAACGGUCCGGAGAUCAUGAGCAAGCUGGCGGGAGAGUCAGAGAGCAACCUAAGAAAGGCGUUUGAGGAGGCGGAGAAAAACGCUCCGGCCAUCAUCUUUAUUGAUGAGCUGGACGCCAUCGCUCCCAAGAGAGAGAAGACCCAUGGUGAAGUGGAGAGGCGUAUUGUCUCGCAGCUCCUAACCCUGAUGGAUGGCCUGAAGCAAAGAGCUCAUGUUGUUGUCAUGGCAGCCACAAACCGACCAAACAGCGUGGACCCUGCUCUGAGACGCUUUGGCAGGUUUGACCGGGAGAUUGACAUCGGAAUCCCUGAUUCGACCGGCAGACUGGAGAUCUUGCAGAUUCACACCAAAAACAUGAAACUCGGUGGCGACAUCGACCUGGAGAGGAUUGCCAAAGAGACCCACGGUCAUGUGGGCGCCGACAUGGCUGCUCUGUGCUCAGAAGCUGCUCUGCAAGCCAUCCGCAAGAAGCUAACCCUCAUAGACCUGGAGGACGACUCCAUCGAUGCUGACCUGCUCAACUCACUGGCUGUCACCAUGGAUGACUUCCAGUGGGCGCUGAGUCAGAGCAACCCCUCAGCUCUGAGAGAGACCAUUGCAGAGGUGCCUCAGGUGAACUGGGAGGACGUCGGAGGACUGGAGGAGGUCAAGAGAGAACUGCAAGAGCUCGUUCAGUACCCGGUCGAGUAUCCGGACAAGUUCUUGAAGUUUGGUAUGACUCCGUCUCGGGGAGUGUUGUUCUACGGCCCUCCGGGCUGUGGGAAAACCCUGCUGGCUAAAGCCAUCGCCAACGAGUGCCAAGCAAACUUCAUCUCCAUCAAAGGACCCGAGAUGCUCACCAUGUGGUUUGGAGAAUCGGAGGCCAAUGUCAGAGACGUGUUUGAUAAGGCCAGACAGGCCGCCCCCUGCAUCUUGUUUUUCGACGAGUUAGACUCUAUUGCCAAAUCCAGAGGAGGCGGAGGUGGGGAUGGAAGCGGUGCAGCUGACAGAGUCAUCAACCAGAUACUCACAGAGAUGGACGGCAUGUCGGACAAAAAGAAUGUUUUCAUUAUUGGUGCCACAAACAGGCCAGACAUCAUAGACGCUGCCAUCCUGCGGCCGGGCCGUUUGGACCAGCUCAUCUACAUCCCGCUCCCAGACAAACCGUCUCGCACAGCAAUCCUAAACGCCAACCUCCGCAAGUCCCCUAUCGCACAAGAUGUGAACCUGGACUACCUGUCUGGCAUCACAGAGGGUUUCUCCGGCGCUGACCUGACAGAGAUCUGCCAGCGGGCCUGUAAGAUGGCCAUCCGUGAGGCCAUCGAGGCCGAGAUCAAGGCUGAGCGUGAGAGGCAGAACAGACCAGGCAUCCCCAUGGAUGAGGACUUUGAUCCAGUCCCAGAGAUCAGGAAGGACCACUUUGAAGAGGCGAUGCGAUACGCUCGCCGCUCUGUCAGUGACAAUGACAUCCGCAAAUAUGAAAUGUUUUCUCAAACUCUGCAGCAGAGCCGAGGUUUUGGAGACUUCAGGUUCCCCUCUGCUACUGGUACCCAGUCUGGAGGUCAGAGGUCAGGCUCUGGGUCAGAGAGGCCAGACCCGCAGAGAGAGGAAGGCAAUGAUGAUCUCUAUCAGUGACAAAAUUCAUCAUGCAGUUGAAUAAGUGCACAAUGUUUUCCUCUUCCACUGCUGUGCUUGGCUUCCUUGGAGGAAUUAAAUAAUGGGAGUGGAAAUGACAAGAUACAAAGGGAAAAACAUGGGGAAAUAAUAGUAACAAUAAUUAUAAGAAAUCUUUUUUUAAAUACUUUUAAAAAAUGUGAUUCAAACAGAAAAUCAGAUGAAAAAUGUCUGUCUAGAAAUUAACCUAUACUAUAUAUAUAUAAUAUGUAAAAAAACAACUUGUAAGACGGUGGCUCUGAGAUAAAAUAAUAAAUGUGUCAACCAUUAUAACGAAUAAUAAUAAUCAAAGCUUCGGGUUUUCAUACUGUAAUCAGUUUGCACUUUGAAAGUUAUGUAAAUUGUGUGUAUGUGAGAGUUUAAAAUGUGAUAAAUAAAUAUAUUUGUAAGCCUC
Cottoperca gobio is the source of this 3116-nucleotide messenger RNA. Its product is annotated as transitional endoplasmic reticulum ATPase. The record is from RefSeq and is a predicted model, not a curated record. Gene Ontology annotation, molecular function: ATP hydrolysis activity; ATP binding; polyubiquitin modification-dependent protein binding. Bases 257 to 2683 code for a protein of 808 amino acids. The transcript has 18 exons. Gene Ontology annotation, cellular component: nucleus; VCP-NPL4-UFD1 AAA ATPase complex; cytosol. Gene Ontology annotation, biological process: mitotic spindle disassembly; retrograde protein transport, ER to cytosol; autophagosome maturation. Lineage: Eukaryota; Metazoa; Chordata; Actinopteri; Perciformes; Bovichtidae.